AUGUCUUCGUCGUUUACUCGUGUCGUGCGCCCUGCGCUUCAGGGUGGUCGAGGUCUUACACAGCGCAUUGCCACACGAGCCACCGCUCCCCGGACAUUGACGAGAAUAAACCUCACUGCUCGCCCUCUAUCUACAACAUCCAUCCGCCGCAAUGAUCAAAUCGACAUUUCCGAGAUCCCUCCUACACCCAUCACUCACCUCUCUGAGAUCGAGGCCGCCAUGGCCGACACCGUCUCCAAGUUCUCUACAGAUGUGAUUCUUCCUCGUGCGCGUGACAUGGACGAGGCCGAGGAGAUGGACCCCGCUGUUGUUGAGCAGCUGUUCGAGCAGGGUCUCAUGGGUAUUGAGAUCCCCGAGGAGUACGGAGGUGCCGGCAUGAACUUCACUUCCGCCAUUAUCGCCAUUGAGGAGCUUGCCCGUGCAGACCCCUCCGUUUCCGUUCUGGUUGAUGUGCACAACACUCUCUGCAACACAGCUAUUAUCAAGUACGCCUCCACUGCGAUUAAGAAGAAGUGGCUUCCUCGCCUUGCGACAAACACCGUCGCCUCUUUCUGUCUCUCCGAGCCUGUCUCUGGUUCUGAUGCUUUUGCCAUGGCCACAAGAGCCACUGAGACCGCCGACGGCUUCAAGAUCUCGGGUAGCAAGAUGUGGAUCACAAACUCCAAGGAGGCCGAGUUCUUCAUUGUCUUCGCCAACCUCGACCCUAGCAAGGGCUACAAGGGAAUCACCGCCUUCAUUGUCGAGAAGGGCACCAAGGGUUUCUCUAUCGCCAAGAAGGAGAAGAAGCUCGGCAUCCGCGCCUCAAGCACAUGUGUCAUCAACUUCGACGAUGUUGUGAUCCCCAAGGAGAACCUCCUCGGUGAGCGUGGCCACGGUUACAAGUACGCCAUUGCCCUUCUCAACGAGGGACGAAUUGGUAUCGCUGCUCAGAUGACCGGUCUGGCUCUCGGUGCUUUCGAGAACGCUGCUCGCUACGUCUGGAACGACCGCAAGCAGUUCGGCUCUCUCGUUGGUGAGUUCCAGGGUAUGCAGCACCAGCUCGCCCAGGCCUACACCGAGAUCACUGCCGCUCGCGCCCUCGUCUACACUGCUGCUCGCAAGAAGGAGGCUGGUGAGGACUUUGUCAGGGAUGCAGCCAUGGCCAAGCUCUACGCUUCUCAGGUCGCUGGCCGUGUCAGUAGUUCCGCCAUUGAGUGGAUGGGUGGCAUGGGCUUUGUCCGUGAAGGUCUUGCUGAGAAGUACUUCCGUGACAGCAAGAUCGGUGCCAUUUAUGAGGGUACCAGCAACAUCCAACUCAACACUAUUGCCAAGCUUCUACAGAAGGAGUACACAUCGUAG
Molecule: messenger RNA, 1338 nt
Organism: Fusarium tjaetaba
Lineage: Eukaryota; Fungi; Ascomycota; Sordariomycetes; Hypocreales; Nectriaceae
Product: acyl dehydrogenase
Exons: 3
Coding region: 1-1338 (445 amino acids)
Cellular component (GO): mitochondrion
Molecular function (GO): acyl-CoA dehydrogenase activity; flavin adenine dinucleotide binding
Source: RefSeq, a predicted model, not a curated record